This is a messenger RNA of Zea mays, 1938 nucleotides long. RefSeq names its product RNA-binding (RRM/RBD/RNP motifs) family protein. The coding region runs from base 336 to 1541 and encodes 401 amino acids. Gene Ontology annotation, biological process: regulation of translation. Gene Ontology annotation, molecular function: mRNA binding. The transcript is spliced from 6 exons. Gene Ontology annotation, cellular component: nucleoplasm; chromatin. NCBI's taxonomy places the organism in Eukaryota, Viridiplantae, Streptophyta, Magnoliopsida, Poales, Poaceae. The record is from RefSeq and is a predicted model, not a curated record.
AAUCGCCUCGCGCAUCCAACGGGGCCAGCGAACCCAACGUGUCGUAUGAACCCAGCCGAGCCACACCAAAGCCACAUUCUUUGAGCUUCUACCGGCUCCAAUUCCACCCCUCGCCGCCAUCUCCGUCUCUCUCUCUCCCGCAACCAAGCAGUUCAACUCACACCCGAAGCGGCGCCGCUAGGGUUUGCUCCGACAGCCGCGAAACCUAGUCCUUACUGCGCCCUCCCACAGAGGCCGUCAUUCACUAAUCUACCUGCUACGCUUCGCUUCCCGCUCCGAUUGGGAGCUAGGGUUUAGCUUAUCUCCGAGCUCAGCUUCGGGUCGCGGCACGCGGCAUGGCGGGGUACGGGGAAGAGAACCAGAACGCCAUGAACGGGUACGAGGAGGAAGAGGAGGAAGAAGAAGUUGAAGAAGUCGAGGAGGUGUACGAAGAGGAGGAGGAGGGGGACGGGGAGGGGGAAGGAGACGAGGGGGCAGCCGCCGAGGCAGCAGCGAUGGCGGCCGAGACGAGAAGUGUCGAUGGAGGCCGGGGCCUAGCGGAGGCCGUUGGGAAUGUUGAUGCCGGAGGCGAGGAUGAGAGGGAUGCAGAUUCUAGCGGCGGUGACGCUUCGGGGAAGGUUUUCGUAGGGGGUGUAGCCUGGGAGACAACUGAAGAAACAUUCACAAAGCAUUUUCAGAAGUAUGGAGCUAUAACUGAUUCUGUGAUCAUGAAGGACAAGCAUACUAGGAUGCCUCGUGGAUUUGGAUUUGUUACAUUUUCCGAUCCGUCUGUGCUUGACAGGGUUCUAGAGGAUGAACAUGUCAUAGAUGGAAGGACGGUUGAAGUCAAAAGGACUGUUCCAAAAGAGCUGUCGUCGAAAGAUGGCCCUAAGACAAAAAAGAUCUUUGUGGGUGGUAUCCCACCAUCUCUUACUGAAGAUAAAUUAAAGGAGCACUUCUCAUCGUACGGGAAGGUGGUUGAGCAUCAGAUUAUGCUUGAUCAUAGCACUGGACGUUCACGGGGCUUUGGAUUUGUCACAUUUGAAAGCGAGGAUGCUGUUGAAAGGGUUAUGUCAGAGGGGAGAAUGCAUGAUCUUGGAGGGAAGCAGGUUGAAAUUAAGAAAGCUGAACCAAAGAAACCUGGCGCUGGUGAUUCAAGCUCAAACGGAAGACACAGCCGUGGUGGUGGUCAUCGUGAUUCAUACCGUGGUAGUGGUGUUUCUGUGAACAGCGGUGGCGGCUAUGGAUAUGGUGGUGGUUACCGAUCAGCUGCUGCAGCAUAUUAUGGCAGCACAGCAUAUGGUGCCUAUGGCAGAGGGUAUGGAUAUGGUGCUACUUCUGGCUAUGGCUCAGGUUAUGGCUCUGCAUAUGGUGGCUCCAUGUAUGGAGGUCCAUAUGGUGCCUACGGGUCAUAUGGUGGUGCCUAUGGAGGUGGUGCGUAUGGUGCUCCAGGAGGGUAUGGUGGGGGAGGAUAUGGCAGCUACGGUGGUGCUGGAGGCAUGGGUGGGGGUGGCAGCGCUGGUGGUCGGGGCUCCAGCAGAUACCACCCUUAUGGGAAAUGAUCAUCCAUUCUGUGUUUCUCUAGGAUCUGAUAAUAAAGCCAUACCUUUCCUCGUUUCUGCUACUGAGAAAAUGGAACAUUCCAUUCGUCUUGUUGAAUCAGCGGCAUCUGGACAUUUUUUUCCUUGGAACUUGCAUUGCACAUCAACGAUUCUAUAGUCUAUAGUCGCUGAACCCUGAACCGCCCCCACCCCGAGCUUUCUGUAGAAGCUGCAGCUGAAAUUCUCGUAGUCUGGCAUGAGCCUUAGAAUGCCCUUGAAACUAUUAUCUUUGUGGUAGUAACAUUAUGGUGUAAUGGAACAGAUGUACGUUGUUGUAACAUUCACUCACUGAUCAGAGACUUGCUAUCUCUACAUAUGUGGAGAGAAGCUUUGCAAAUGAUUGACUGAUACUAUUAAA